Messenger RNA from Penicillium verrucosum, 909 nucleotides. RefSeq lists its product as uncharacterized. The coding region runs from base 1 to 909 and encodes 302 amino acids. Lineage: Eukaryota; Fungi; Ascomycota; Eurotiomycetes; Eurotiales; Aspergillaceae. The transcript has 2 exons. The record is from RefSeq and is a predicted model, not a curated record.
AUGUCAUCGCUAUCAAACGAACCCAAGGCCUGGAAAAGCUGGUGGGACAGAUUAAAUAAACUCUCGGAUAAGUCCGACGUUGACAAGGACCGGCUGAAAGAAUUUAUAAAGAAGCCUCCCCAACAAUCUAAGGUCUCCAUAUUUGCCGCAGCGGAUAUGACCCCUACAGAUGUCAAUGAAUUUUUUGGUCUUAGCCAACUUAACGGGUGGGAAGCAUGGCAAUUUGCUCGUCCCCUUAUUACCCUUACACCAGAUUUUGAAGCAUGGCUGAAUACUUUUGAGGAACUGACUACCUCCUCAAAACCAACUGAGCCUCGAACGAGGUGCAAAAUAGAUGCUCUCAUUAUAACAGUCUAUAAAGACUUAAAAGCUCGUGGGUGGUUAGAGGACGGUCCAAAGGUUACACUACAAUUUGAGACUGCGCUAGAAUGGGGGCCGAUCACCUACCAGAACAAACUCCACAAGUGUGUCGGCAAAGCCGACUACAGUAUGUUUUUCGGCGACCGAAACCAUAUGGCCUGUCAUUUGGUCGUAUUUGAGGCCAAGCAGGACCACGGAGUCUCCUCAAGCAACCAUGGCCGAAUUCUAGCAUAUAUGGCGAUGGUACAGGCUAGCCGAAAGGCUAGGGGACAGACGGACAGUACUGUAUGGGGUGCCCUAACAGAUGGGCAAUGGUUCUACUUCUUCCGGUUGAACAACGAAGGCCAAUGGUCUUGUGUCACCUACCAAGUACGUCGCGAUGGCUGGGCAGCUAUCGCUAACAUCAUUGCUUCUAUGAUAUUACGGGGACAUGAGACUGCGGCGUCUCCUCUUCGUUCAAGUCUCUCCUCUACCUCCUCCAAGCCAAAAAUCCCCUCCCUCAACAUCGCCGCCGUCCUGGACGAGCCAAUAUUUGCUACUGGUCAGUGA